CUCCGUUGUUCGGUAAUAGUAAUACAAACUAUUGUACCGUGUGGUAACUGCGACAAACUGUGUGACCCGAUGAGUACAGUGUAGUGCGGAUAAUCAAGUGCCGUAAGUUUGAAAUAAGUGGAUGAUAAGCUAUAAUUAGUGGGAUUUUUUUGUGUGCCCCGUCCCUCAACGGGCGGGUUACAAGAUUCAGGUUGCACUUAUAAUGGAGAGUAACCGUGAAGACGCAUUGCAAGCAAUCCGAGUUGCUAAGAAAGCUUUGCAAGACGGUGAUCAGGAAAAAGCUAAACGUUUGCUCCAAAAAUCAAUCAGAUUAUGUCCCACCGACUGCGCAAAAGAACUCCUGGCCUCGCUUGUGAAAGACAAUGAUCAAGAAAAUCAACCUAAUGACGGCGAUGCUGGUUCACCACGGAGCAAACACCGAAACGGGGCUGGCGAAGGGACACAAAAAACUGAUGGGGCUAAAAACAGUGCGUCUAGAGGAGCUUCUCCUGCCAGAGCUGAGUACACACCCGAACAAGCGGAGGCUGUAAAACGAAUUACCAAGUGUAAGAAUUAUUAUGAAGUAUUAGAGGUUGAAAAAGAAAGCUUCGCCGAAAGUGAGCUGAAGAAGAAAUAUCGGAAGCUUGCCCUUCUUGUACACCCCGAUAAGAAUUGUGCCCCUGGUGCCGCCGAAGCGUUCAAGAAGGUUGGCAACGCUUAUGGAGUUCUAUCGGAUAAUAGAAAAAAGGCGGAGUAUGAUGCGAAUUUGAAUCGUCCCAUCGACUCGAAUCGCGGAGGAAACUACGGAGACUAUAAUACUACUCACUUCGAGACGAGCGCUGAUAUUACUCCUGAAGAAUUGUUCAACGUCUUUUUUGGUAACGCUUUCGGUGGAGGAUCCUUUGCGUUCGAAGGUGUCAACCGGAGAAGGCGUCAAGCCUAUCAUCACAGACAAAACUUCCACCACCACCAUCAGCAACAACAAGGAUCAGAAACAGGACAAACCUCACUUAUCCUACAGACGCUUCCAAUUCUCGUUCUUCUCGGGAUGUCUCUGUUGUCAUCUUUUCUUGCUCAAGACCCUCCCUACUCUCUUAUACAAAGCAGCAAAUAUCCGCACGAGCGGGUAACGAUGAAGUUUAAGGUUCCGUAUUUCGUCCAAGAUGGUUUCAGUCGUGACUUCAAUCGCAACUCUAUAUUGAGGUUGGAGGAGCAAAUUGAAGCUGAAUUCAUCAUAAACCUUCGGCAUAGUUGUUUUAGAGAACGUCAAAAUCGAGACGCUAUGUUAUGGAGAGCUCGGCACACCGGCAACAGUAUUUGGGCUACGCGAGCUAAAGAAGUGGGCGUUCCCAGCUGUGACCGUCUUGCCGAUUUGCACGUACGAGCAUAGGGAAUACGUUUCCGCCCCAGUACAAUACAACAGCGGUAACAACAACAAAAUAGUUAGCCAUUGCAGAAGUAACAGCAGCACCAUUUCCAAAUGUAAUAAUAUUCAUUCAAACCGGAAACAGUUCUGUAUCUAGUCGGAAGAAAAUAUUGCAUUAUUUUUAAUUAAAAAUGUCUAAUGUCAUAUAGACUAAGAUACUUCAACUGACUAACAAACUAAUAUAGAUUUUAAUAACGAUUUAUAGUUUAUUGAAAUAAUAUUUUUAGCUCCGGUUGGAAUAUGGCGGUCUGAGUAUUCGGCUUCGAGGUGUGUCCUAAAUUCACUCGCCAGAAAACCAUCAAGCAAUUUUUGGUUUUGUUGCUCUUCGAUUGACCACAAUCGGAUAUAUAUUAAAAAGUAUAGCCGUCAUGUGAAAAAAUAAUGAUACUGAGGUUAAUAUACGGUUAUCAUUCGUAACUGAUCGGUGAGAUCAUAAAAGAGGUGCUAACGUUAUGUAGCAGUGUUUUUAUCGAACACGCAGAUUUUGUACAGGGCUCCAAACAACAGAGAAAUGUAAACUUGAGUUGUGAGGUACGGUGUCCUCUUUCAGUGUACCCACCUCUGUUAUGAAUAUACCAAUUACUAUGUACUACACUCGUUUUGUUAUUCUAAUUUAAUUCUGAGUAAGAUAAGAUUUUUCCUUGAAUGCAUCGAAAUAUAUGAUGAGAAGAGACACUUGCAUAGGCCGAAAUUGUCAUAACGCUGAACAAGAGCUUCAGCGAGGCCACCUACCUGAAAUGUUAUCACAUGGCUUUAUCAUAACGACUUUAUAACAGACUAAAUUUGCCUUAAACACAGGACUUCAACAAUAAAGUUAAUAAUAACGGUAAGUUUAUUCGCAAACUCACCGAUACACUCAUACAAAUGUUUCAUUAGUACUAUAAAUGAAUACUCGAAUUAAAAAUCAACGAACUUUUCUAAGAACAAAAAAAUGUCGUAGAAUACUUUAUUUACUACCGAACGCUUGACUUAAAGUAUAGUGCGGAUAAAUUAUGGUUGAAUGAUGAGUUUUUAGAAGAAAAAAAAGCACACAUUACAAACACAGUAAACUGGGAUUGACCGCAAUCGAGCGGAUUGCAUGAACUUACAAUAUAUUAAGGAAAAACUCUUGACAUGCUACGCUAGGCAAUGUGUACAUAGAAGAGUGGGAAAAAGUAGGCACACAUGUUGAAAAGUAGGUGAUAAGCACAUGAUAAGGGCGUGAGAAAGCGACGCAUAUUGUUUGUUGUGAUAUACAAAAUAUAACUAUAAAAACUACGGGGUAAUUUUUCUAUAUAGAUUCCAGAGAGAGUCCGGAUUCCUUUUUGAUAGACUAUGAUCACAUACUUUGUAACACUUAACUGUGUAGAGUUAAGGCUUUGUUCAAGAACGUAUUGGUCACACAGAUAAGCUGUUCUGAAUGUCUCCUCUCUAAAAAUCGAGACCGAGAAGAGACCAUAUUUAACAGUCCUAACCAAUGUAAAUGUGAUUAAAAAUUAAUACAAAGUACAAUAGGGAAAUGCCGAUCGAUAAUAUUGGGAAUAACAAUAUGUUUUAUUACAUAAAUAACCUAUAAUAGUAGAAUAAUUAGUACAUUAAAAUAAGUCGAUAAGUUACACCAAAAAAUGAUAUGUAAAAAAAAUAUUGACAGGAAAUGUAUAAAAUAGUUGAAAAACAAUUACAACAACAGGUAUAUGUAAUAUCACAGUCGUUCGACGAGACAAAGAGAUAACAGAGCCUUUGAAUGUCGGGUCGAAUUUAUCAUUAGUGUGUGAUCAACACAAAACCUAUAUUCGACAUCCUAGGUAUUUUAAAUACAAAAAAAAAUAGGCAAAGGGUUGCGAAAGAAGCAUUUUAUUGCAUGACUUUAUUUAACAUAGCGUUCAUUUUAGUAUAUGUUCAUAUGAUUUUUUUAAUAUUUUAUCUCAAUAUUCUUAUCUUGUCCCUGUAUUAUUUUUCUAUUGCAUUUUCCAUUGAACUUAGACAAAUUCUCUCCUAACAUAAGUCCUGUCUUUCUUCGCUUUGCCCAUAUACUUUAUCCGUGCUUAAGUAGCUCGUAUAUGUAAUGCAAAGUUAAUUAAUAGGGUUAUGUGGUAUAUAAGUUUGUUUCCUGGUGGUCUAGCUACACCACUUUUAUCAGUGCCUGCAUUAGGGGAUAAACAUUUCACAAUACAUAUUGUCUUUUCACUACAUUUUCAGCUAUCGAUGGCUAGCAAGUUUUAGGUAAAAAAAAAACACUACAUAUUAAUUUUUUCUGUUGUUUAUUGUGACACGUAUGAAUUGCGAUAUGUAUAAGGUAGGAUAUGCUUUUAAUUUAAAAUAAAGAAUGACAAUUAGGGUAACAAAUCUGACCAUUUAGCGGCCCGGACUUCCCUUAAUCUAGAAACUACUUUCACGGCCAAUGAAAGCUCUUUAAUGAUAAUAGUUCUGUUUUAUGAAUUUUACACUGUACGAAUUCGUGUUAAAUGUGUGAUAAAUAUAUGCAAAACCUGAUGUCCCUCUAGUUAUUGAAAAAAGCGUA
This is a messenger RNA of Varroa destructor (honeybee mite), 3905 nucleotides long. RefSeq names its product dnaJ homolog subfamily B member 14-like. Gene Ontology annotation, cellular component: endoplasmic reticulum membrane. Lineage: Eukaryota; Metazoa; Arthropoda; Arachnida; Mesostigmata; Varroidae. Gene Ontology annotation, molecular function: Hsp70 protein binding. The record is from RefSeq and is a predicted model, not a curated record. Gene Ontology annotation, biological process: cellular response to misfolded protein.